UUUUUAUGAAUGAAAAGGAAGCAGCUUGUUCAGAAACAGAGGGUUCAGGAGAGGGCAAAAAAAGCUCUGAAAUUCCAUUGCCGGGCAGCUCAGCUCCGGUGAAGUGUGAACUGCCGCUUCUUUAAUCUUUAUCACUACCACCGCCACAGCCAAAUGCGCGCCCAGGCUAUGAUAUGGGGCAGCCGUCGUCUUGGUCGGCGGCUUCCCGCUGCUAAUCGCGGCUGCAGGGAACCCUUGGUCUGCUUCGGGCCUCCAUUGCAGCACUACUUCAGUUCCUCUUCAUUAUCCACAGUAGACCAUUUUGUUCCGAGACAUUCUAACCUUACCACGUCUGGAGUAUUGAAUGGAUGUAGGGUUCCAAGGUCUUUCCUGCAAACCUCAUCUGCACAUUUCCCUUGUCAUUUGACUUGGAUGCAGAGGAGAAUCGACAAUUUCUCAAGUACCAGAGACAGGACGACCGGGCCAUCACUUCAGCUGAAGACAGAUAGUGAUGUAGUCAAGUUCUCUGUUGGUAAGUUAUCGAGAGAAGAUGGUUCAGGAAUGGGAAACAAGAAACCUAAGAAGGUUAAAAUGUCUAAACGAGCUAAGGUCAAUGAACUCAGAUUUUACCGUCUCAAGGCGAAAAAGAAGAUGAACUCCUCCAACCCAGAAGUGAGAAUCAGAUACAAGCUUGAAAAGGCCAAACGAAAAGAGGCAUGGUUGAUUGAGAAGCUGAUGAAAUUUGACCUUCCAAGGGGUCCUCCUGAAACCUAUGAUCCUGAAAUAUUGACAGAGGAAGAGAAGCAUUACCUCAAGCGCACAGGUGAGAAGAAGAAAAACUUUGUUAUAGUUGGGAGGCGAGGUGUCUUUGGAGGUGUUGUUCUUAAUAUGCAUCUUCACUGGAAGAAGCACGAGACCGUGAAGGUUAUUUGCAAACCUUGCCGCCCAGGGCAAAUUCAUGAUUUUGCGGAUGAGCUUUCUCGAUUGAGCAAAGGAAUUGUAAUCGAUAUAAAGCCAAACAAUUCCAUUGUAUUCUAUAGGGGGAAGAAUUAUGUGCAGCCAGAAGUUAUGUCCCCUCCUGAGACACUAUCAAAAGCAAAGGCUUUGGAGAAAUAUAGGCUCCAACAGUCACUGGAGCACACGAGUCACUUUAUCGAGAAGCUGGAGAAAGAGCUUGAAGAAUAUCUAGAGCAUGCAUUACGUUACAAGAAACUGAAGGAUGAAGCGCAGUGCUGCAGCAUGCCAAAUACAGAUGGUGACCAAAAUUGCAGAGGCCUAUAGUGAAAUGAAUGAUUCAAUUAGGAUGAAACGCGCCCUAGAUACCAGGCCAGUGAAAGAGUCGUUAGCAAAAUGAGAACACCUAGAAAGUGGUAUUCUGCAGCAGGGUUGGCACAAACGAUUGAGAGGAGACCAUGAAAGAUGCCGCGACAUCAAUGAUGUUAUUGGAUGUAAAGAAGUGAUGGUGGAGUUCUUUGGAAGAGCAAGCUUUUCUAUGGCUUCACUAUGUUGGCUACAAUUCUAGAGCUUCAUCGGUGUAUGGCUGGUUGCAGUGGCCCAUGCAACUAGCUCGCGGUGUAUAACAUCUGAGCUCUGAAGUGGAAUCAUCUCCCUUGACAAGUACUUCAACGUACAUGAACUAUGAGCUGAACUGUCCUCCUGGCCGAGAGAGAGAGCCACCACACUCUGCAUGACUGGGGAAGAAGAAGCAAGAGAAUGGAGAAGAAGAUCUAGUAGAGCUGCUUCUGGGUUCUCUCUCUCUCUCUCACUCCGUCUCUUUUGAUUUGGUAUCUGGGAAUUGUUUCUCUUUUCUCCAGGGGAGGGAAAAGGUGAGGAAUUGAAGGGUGAGAGGUUUCUUCUUCUUGAUUGAUCCUCCUUCAUUCUGGCCGCCGUAGUCUAAACUGGCCAGCUGCUGCCUGCUACUGCUGCUGUUAUUGGAACUGGAUAAAUAUCUAUAUCGUUGAAAGAUUCAAACUUUGGGGCUUUCCCCCAAAUGGAUUGAAACAAAGCCAGCAGCCCAAUCUGGCCGCAAUGUUCAAAUCAUUAUCUCCUGGGCUGCUGCUGCUGAUAACUUUCUUGCUCUUCUUCUCCGCAUCCUCCGUCGCCGGAGACAGCGACAACGGCUACCCGAGAUGCAACUGCGACGACGAGGGCAGUUUCUGGGGCAUAGAAAGCAUCCUCGAAUGCCAGAGGGUCGGUGAUUUCUUGAUCGCCGUCGCCUAUUUUUCAAUCCCAAUCGAGCUGCUCUACUUCAUCAGCUGCUCUAACGUCCCGUUCAAAUGGGUCCUCGUCGAAUUCAUCGCCUUCAUCGUUCUCUGCGGGAUGACCCACUUGCUCAAUGGCUGGACUUACGGGCCCCACACUUUCCAGCUCAUGGUUGCAGUCACUGUCUUCAAGAUCUUAACCGCCCUGGUCUCCUGCGCCACUGCCAUCACCCUCUUCAGCUUGAUCCCUUUGCUGUUGAAGGUCAAGGUUAGGGAAUUCAUGCUGAAGAAGAAGACUUGGGAUCUGGGUAGAGAAGUCGGGAUGAUUAUGAAGCAGAGAGAGGCUGGUCUCCAUGUCCGGAUGCUUACGCAGGAGAUUCGCAAAUCGCUGGAUCGGCACACCAUUCUGUACACUACCCUUGUCGAGCUUUCGAAUACCCUAGGGUUGCAGAACUGCGCAGUUUGGAUGCCUAACGAGAUGAGGACCGAGAUGCAUCUCACGCACGAGUUGAAUGGGGGCGAUUAUGGCAACAUGGAGAGUUGUACGAUACGGACAUCUGAUCCUGAUGUGGCAAGGAUUAAGGGCAGUGAUAGUGUGAACAUACUCGACCCCGACUCGCCUUUAGCUGCUGCAAGCUUAGGCACAGAGUCUGGCGAGCACAUCGGUCCGGUGGCUGCGAUUCGGAUGCCGAUUCUUCGAGUUUGCAACUUCAAGGGUGGAACUCCUGAGAUGAUCCAAGCGUGCUAUGCGAUAUUGGUGUUGGUUCUUCCUGGUGGUGCUCAGCCGAGGUCUUGGAGCAAUCAAGAGCUCGAGAUAAUUAAAGUAGUUGCCGAUCAGGUAGCUGUUGCUUUAUCCCAUGCUGCCGUCCUCGAAGAAUCUCAGCUCAUGAGGGAGAAAUUGGAGGAGCAGAAUCGAGCGUUGCAGCAGGCAAAGAUGAACACUUUAAUGGCUAGCCAAGCCAGGAAUGCUUUUCAAAAGGUUAUGAGCGAUGGAAUGAAGAGACCUAUGCAUUCGAUUCUAGGAUUGGUGUCCAUGAUGCAAGAUGGAAGUUUGAAAAAUAGCGAGCAACAGAUUAUAGUAGAUACAAUGAUGAAAGCUAGCAAUGUGUUGUCGAUACUGAUAGACGAUGUGAUGGAAAUUUCGACCAAGGAUAGCGGGAGGUUUCCAAUGGACACGCGGUCUUUCAGGCUGCACUCGAUGAUCACGGAAGCAGCUUGCCUUGCCAAGUGCCUAUGUGUGUAUAAGGGGUUUGGCUUUUCAAUGGAAGUUGACAGGUCAUUGCCCGAUCAUGUGAUGGGAGAUGAGAGGAGGAUCUUUCAGGUGAUACUUCAUAUGGUUGGGAAUCUUCUCGACGGGAAUAGUAGAGGGGGGUCUGUACUGCUUCGGGUUGUUGCCGAUAAUGGGAGUCAGGAGAGGAAUGAUCAGAGAUGGGCUGUGUGGAGACACAGCCCUUCUGAGGGUGAUGUAUCUAUCAGAUUCGAGAUUGGAAUAACUUCUGGUGAUUCUGAAUCCAAGGCCUCCACUUCAGCUAUGCAGCUCGGGGGUCGAAGGUAUACCAGUGAUGGAUUUGAGCAUGGCUUGAGCUUCACUGUUUGCAAGAAGCUGGUCCAGAUGAUGCAAGGGAACAUCUGGGUAGUCCCGAAUAACCAAGGAUUCGUCCAGAACAUGGGGCUGAUUCUACGGUUCCAGCUCCGGCAAUCGAUCAGCCUGACCAUCUCCGAACCAGGGGAAUCGACAUCUUCGGAGCACCACCCGAAUUCCAACUCUUUCCUCCGAGGCCUGCAAGUGGCCCUGGUCGAGUCGGACGACCUGAACCGGAGCGUCACCCGGAGGCUGCUCGAGAAGCUCGGGUGCUCGGUCACCCCUCUCUCCUCGGGGUACGAGUGCCUCAGCGCCAUCGGGCCAGCCACGUCUUCGUUCCAGGUCGUGCUCCUCGACCUGCAGCUCCCCGACCUGGACGGGUUUGAAGUUGCGGCCAGGAUCAGGAAGUUCAGGAGCCGGAGCUGGCCGCUGAUCCUCGCGAUGACAUCGUCCAGCGCGGCCGAAGAGGAUGACCUAUGGGAGAAGUGCAUGCAGAUGGGGCUGAAUGGCGUGAUCAGGAAGCCGAUUCUGCUUCAAGGAAUCGCCAACGAGCUGAGGAGAGUGGUUUUGCAGGCAAACAGAGUGGUGUAGCAGCAGCAACAGCAGCUCAGUUUAAUCUCCCCUCUAGCAUAGAGAAUUAAUGUCUAGAUAUAUACACAGCAUAACAUUUUACAGGAACAAACAAUCAAUAUGAUUAUACAGAAAUUUAGCUACUUCGAUCAUUAAUUAGUGCUGUGGCAUGAAGAGAACAAGAAUUUUGUCC
Linum tenue is the source of this 4525-nucleotide messenger RNA. NCBI's taxonomy places the organism in Eukaryota, Viridiplantae, Streptophyta, Magnoliopsida, Malpighiales, Linaceae. The record is from the annotation of a GenBank genome assembly.